Molecule: messenger RNA, 3791 nt
Organism: Tuber aestivum (summer truffle)
Lineage: Eukaryota; Fungi; Ascomycota; Pezizomycetes; Pezizales; Tuberaceae
Source: the annotation of a GenBank genome assembly
AUAGCCAGCCGGCUUGUCAUCAACCAACCAACCAGACAUCAACUCAAAAUGAAUUACACAGAAAAUCCCCUCCGCUUUCCCUCCGGACCUCCCCCGCUCUCACCACCGGGUUCAUCCCCCUCUUCCACAUUUCAAGGCUUCUUCAACUUUGCACCGCCCUUCCCCUCAGCCACGCCUUUCGGGGAAACAUCAGCUUCACCUCCCCGAUCGCAGGAACUCCAGCAGCAGCAGCAGCAAGCUCUACCCAUCCCGCAGUCUCGUCAAAUACAUAGGAACCGAAUCUCAUACUCCUGUCAUGCUUGCCGUAGGCGCAAAGUCAAGUGCGAUCGCCAACAUCCCAUUUGCGGGAAUUGUAGUAGGACAUCCGACGUUUGCCUCUACGACGACCAUAGCAACAAGAAGAAGGGAUCCAGGAGCGGUGUCCAACAGCCUCAGAGCAGCACGAACCCACUGCGGACGAAACGUCAGAGGACCGGAGAAGACUCCGAAGACGCGGAAACAAGUGAAGACUACUCAGCAGCGGGAAUCACGGCCACCAUCAAUGGCCCCGAAUUCACGUCUUCCAGCCCGGGGAGGCCGGAAGACUUGGAGGCUCGGAUGAACAAACUCGCCGAGGUCGUCGAUAAGUGGUACAAGGAUGCGUAUGGUCGAGGGAUCAUACCGCCUGUGGCGCGACAGCAGGCUGCCAGCGCUGGAGCUAACGGCCCCGACACAAGGAGCACAUUUAAGGGGACCUUGGGGACAGUUCCGGCGCCCGAAAGCCUCGUUCCCCAGGAGCAGGGUAUCCUGGACAACAUGAGAAAACUCGCUCACUCGAUCGGUGGUCCUAGGAGUUCCCCGGGCCCUUCGGUCUCGUGCUCCUCCGUAUCUUCGCCCCAUUCACUAUGCUCACAAAACACUGUCACAACACCUGGGAGUAGUGCUAGCGGGAAUCCCCAGCAAGCCCCCGCAGUUGAAAAUACAGGUGGAGCAACACAUUCCCCCGAGAAACUGACGAGGGGCCAGCUCGCUAUGAAGCUGCUGGACGAAGAAAUUGAGGCUGCAAGAGCGAAAGGCGGCAUAAGCGACAGUAUAGAUGAUCUAGGAUUAGGCCAUUUGAGUAUCCAGGGUCGUGGGAGGAGUCGAUAUGUUGGCAGCAGCUUUUGGGCCUCCAUAAGCAAUGAGGUAACACAACACAAGCAAUCCUAGUAGCGUUUCCUCCCUUUGCAUAGAUCGUUCACUAAUGGUCAACCCAAGAUCGCCGAGCUUAAUGAGGUUUUGCGUGCCAACGAGCCGCCCAACACGAGAUGUCCCGGCGGAAGACCGGCAGAAGAGAUGAUUAAUCUUCUGGAGAAACCUCGAAGCUCCACUGCUUCCGAGGCCACUUCCAAAUCGACCGCAUCAGGCGGAACGGUAGCAGGUGCGCCAAACUUUUGUGGGCUAUCUCAGUUUGAUAAAUCUUCCCUUCUACAAUUUGAACCUCGCGAAAGCGGAGAGAAUCCAGUUGAGAUCAUACCUCUAAUCCUAAGGGACCUUCCGGACAAGCCUGUGUGCGAUAUUAUGUACAAGGCCUUUUUGAAUGGAGUACACCCCAUAAUGCCCCUUAUCCACGUUCCGACAUUUGCAAAAGAAUAUAACGCUUUCUGGGCAUGGUUCCCAAACAAUAUCCGCUCCAUUCCAGAUCCAGCACUCACCGAAAACCAUGGGUUUUUCCCAUUACUUUUGUCAGUCCUCUACGCAGGAUCGAUGUCGCUGCCUGCCAAGGUCGUUGGAAAACUUCUCCCUGGCCAAACGAAGAUGCAGGUGAACAAAAACCUCUAUUCGGGAUCAAUGCAUGCUUUAUCGGCCUCUUGUUUCCCUAGAACUCCGACUAUCAAUUCGCUCAUCGCUUUUCUCAUCACCCAGACGUGUCUCAUCCGGGAAGAAGAGCCAUUGACCUCUUGCUCGUUUAUUGGCAUGGCUAUGCGUGUUGCGCAGUCUAUGGGGCUCCAUCGCGACGGCAGCCUGUUUGGCUUGAACGAGAUUGAAUGCGAGGUUCGUCGGCGUGUCUGGUGGCACAUUGUUUAUCUGGAUGUUCAGGGAGCUAUCGCAACCGGACUUCCACCACUGGGGGGGAGUGGGGAAGGACUGUUUGACACAAAGAUGGUUAGUGAGGUUAGGGAUGAAUAUAUUGGACUUACGCCUGAGGAACGUAGGAAGGCUACAGAAGCCGCAGCCGUGGCUGCCGUUACCGCUGCGGCGGGGCCGCAGACGGUGGGGUGUCGUAUGGCCCAUACCUGCAGGGCGUUUCUGGAUGAACACCCAAAUAGCCCUGCAAUGAUUCUCGCUGCCGGCAGGUAUGACGCGACGAUUGUCCUAAGAAAGGUUAUCAUUCAGCUUUUCUCGACAAGGCCGCCGCGGAAGGCAGAUCUUUUGGAAAUGGGAGGAGCAAUUUUCGAACUGAAGCUUAGACUAGAGGAUCGAAUCGCGAGGAUCCCAGCUAGGGGAAUACCAGAAAUGGGGUUCACUCCUCCUCACGACCCCGAGUUUUAUGAGCUUAUAGGGCACGAUGAAAGCCUUUUUGAUACUGAAAAGGCAAUUGUUUUUAAUGGCUGGGCUAGGAUCAUGUUGAGUAUGUUUGCGGAUAGAACCUUCGGCGUCUUCUACCAAUCAUUUUUGAAGAGUUCCAAGAGCAAACUGUGGGAUCAUGCUAGACACUGGUAGGGUCUAAUUCCUAAUUGAGAUGAACAUGGCUAAAGAGUAGGUAGUGCGUUGCAUUUUUGCAUCUCUUUCCUCCAAAAGUUUGUACAUGUUUCGAAAAACCCACUCUUCCAACCAUAUCAGUGGUUCUGUCCUGGCACCUUUCAACCCCUUCAUGCUACCAUGUUAUUGCUUAUAGAUCUCCACGAAAGGCCCCACAGUGCUGAAGCUCCGCAGAGCCGGAGGUUUGUGGACGAAAUAUUUGCCCUCUUUGGCGAAGAUGGGAACUCUUUAUUAGAUGCGGCUGGGGGUAAUCGACCGCUCUUGGAGGGAGGGAGCUUGACAUGGAAAAUGUUGGCCAGGUUGAGAAAGAAAGCCUACGAGAGGGCCGGUAUAAAAAUCCGUAAGCCUGCAGAGAGAGGAGAGGAAGAGGGCACAGCAACGCCAACCGCUCCUGCAAAGACGAGGGGUAUAUCGGAGCGCAAUCGACCCAUGAAUGUGGACACAUGUGCGGUUCCUGUCGCCAAUGGCCCAGGAGGAAGGUCCCCCGGGUCCAACGUAUUACCGCCCGUCGAUGUACCAACGGGUGGGUUCGAAGAAAUGUUGUUCAUAACGGAUAACAUCGUCACUGGGACCGGGCGAUACAAAGACAGUACGGAGGCUGCAAUGAAGAUUUGGGAGGCGAUGGCUGCUGCGGGCAUCGCUGUAGACAACGAUUCUCCUAUGGAUCCUGGUAUGCCGACACCGCCUCUGAUGGAAGCGCCUACGGGGGAACUGCCUAUGGGUAUUCCUGCUGGCGAUGUGGCCGGGAUUGGGGUAGACGAUGCUAUGGAUUUUGACUGGGAAGAAUGGGAUGCUGUGUUUGGAAGGUUCACCGCGAUUGAGGGGGUUUCAAGUGAUAUGCCAUUGCAGCGAGGACCUGGGUAGUGCCCUUUUUUAUACAUAUAUCAUAUAUUUUUGUGUUUGUUGUUUAUUUUGAAAAUACGCCGUUGUUCGGGUCAUGUGAAUUGGACUUUUGGUGUUUUCAUUCAGGUUUCGGAGAGGUGUCAUGGUCUUGAUUUCACGGCGCCCAGCUCGUGCGGGAGGGAUAUGUAUUGCAACUUAAUUUUAGGUUUUGAGAGUUAUCACAGCUU